AUGGCAAGGCUCACGAUUUCGAGCACACAACGUCCUCUCGCCACCCAGGUUCGCCAGACUCUCAUACCAUCCAUCACCCAGGUCCGGUAUGCGAGCGGAAAGUCCAAGAAGAAGACGGCAAGCAAAGCGGGAAGCAGCAAAAAAGCCGAGAAGAAGAAGUUGCCAAAGCACUUCAAGUCUUUUGACCCUACUGAAUACCCUCAAUUUUCCCUAUGCGAUGCUAUCCGAUACCUUCGAGCCUACGAGGUUGGCAAGAGGCCGCUCGGCGUUAAGUACGAGCUCUCAAUUCGUCUUAAGACCAUGCGAAACGGUCCCGUUGUCCGAGAUACGAUCAAGCUCCCUCAUCCCAUCACAUCGGGCGAACGAUUCGGCGUUAUCUGUCCCGAGGGCAGUGAGAUAGCCGUGCAGGCUCUCCAAGCAGGAGCCACCGUCGCCGGCGAAGAAUCAGUCUUCGAGAGAAUAAGGAACGGCGAUAUGCCGUUCGAGCGUCUCCUCUGUCACGAAGACAGUGAGAAUGCCCUCAAGCAGGCGAAUCUGGGCAGGCUCCUCGGUCCCAAGGGUUUGAUGCCUAGUCGCAAGCUUGGCACGAUCACGAACAACAUCCGCAAGACCAUGACAUCCGGGGCUAGCGAGUACCGUGAGCGUGUGGGCGUCGUUCGAAUGGUCGUUGGGGAGGUUGGCUUCACGCCUCGAAUGGUUGCGGACAACGUCGCCGCCAUGGUUAAGGAAAUCAAGUCUCGAUGCACUGCUCUGGAGGAUCUUACUGAGAAGGCCGUUAGCGAGGUGGUUUUGAGCUCUACACACGGACCCGGAUUCAACUUGAACGGAAAGUUCCAGUCGACGGAUCCAAAUGUGAAGGAGGAGGACUUGGCGGGAGUCAUGUAA
Messenger RNA from Scedosporium apiospermum, 885 nucleotides. RefSeq names its product 50s ribosomal protein l1. Lineage: Eukaryota; Fungi; Ascomycota; Sordariomycetes; Microascales; Microascaceae. The coding region runs from base 1 to 885 and encodes 294 amino acids. The transcript has 2 exons. The record is from RefSeq and is a predicted model, not a curated record.